AGCACACACAGCGCCGAGAGCGACGACUUCCAUCAGCUGUCACCUUCUUCUCCAUCAAAUCCCCUUUUCCAAAUCCCAAAUACAGAACCCAAAAACCAUCGAAAUGGGUUUCGGAAACGUUUUCUUCACCUUGAUCAUCGUCUUCUCAUCAGCUCUCAUCACAUAUAACGUAAUAAUGGCAGCCAGCGCUACUCUAAGACAAGAUUUACCCGGUCCAUCAAACCCAUCAUCGUCUUCCACUUCAUUUUCCGCUGAUCCCAUCAUCAAGAUGCCAGUCGACAAACAUCUGCCGGAAAAGAAACGCCUUUUUCACACAGCAGUGACUGCAUCUGAUUCCGUCUACAAUACUUGGCAGGUUCGGAUUAUGUAUUACUGGUUUAAGAAAUUUCAGAAUGAACCCGGUUCUGAAAUGGGUGGGUUUACUAGGAUCCUUCAUUCUGGUAAACCUGAUAAGUUCAUGAAUGAGAUCCCAACUUUUGUUGCUCAACCUCUUCCUGCUGGAAUGGAUCAGGGUUAUAUUGUAUUGAAUAGACCUUGGGCAUUUGUUCAAUGGCUUAAAGAUGCAGAUAUUAAAGAAGAUUACAUAUUGAUGUCUGAGCCAGAUCAUAUAAUUGUAAAGCCAAUACCAAAUCUAUCUCAAGAUGGAUUUGGAGCUGCAUUUCCUUUCUUCUACAUCGAACCUAAAAAGUAUGAAUCAGUUCUUCGUAAAUACUUUCCGGAGGAGAAAGGACCUAUAACUAACAUUGAUCCUAUUGGAAAUUCACCUGUCAUAGUUGGAAAGGAUGCGCUUAACAAGAUUGCUCCAACUUGGAUGAAUGUUUCCUUAGCAAUGAAGAAGGAUCCCGAGACUGACAAGAAGUUUGGUUGGGUUCUUGAGAUGUAUGCUUAUGCUGUUGCGUCUGCAUAUCACGAUGUGAGCAAUAUCUUGUACAAGGAUUUCAUGAUUCAGCCUCCAUGGGAUACCGAGGUUGGGAACAAGUACAUCAUUCAUUACACAUAUGGAUGCGACUUUGAUAUGCAGGGUAAGAUGACCUAUGGAAAGAUCGGUGAGUGGAGAUUUGAUAAACGAUCUUACGGACAUGUCUACCCUCCAAGAAACCUCGAGAUGCCCCCACCCGGUGUAUCUCAAAGUGUUGUAACUCUUGUGAAAAUGGUGAAUGAAGCCUCUGCAAAUAUUCCCAAUUGGGGAGAGUAACUAAAAAGGCUUUAGAAAUCAAGUUAAGAUGAAACUAAAACUAGGGUUAUUAUACGAUACGUUUCACGAGUAUCCAGAUGAAAAGCUUGCAGAAAACGCGUAGCUCCUUAUUUGGACGCUCUUGACUACUACGGGUGCGAGGCGAUGAUUGAACAAAUGGUUUGUUUGAGAAUAUUAUGUAUUAGAAGUUAUGAAGAUCCUUUUUAAAUCUUUCUGGCAUAGAAUUGUAAAAGUGAAUUUACUUGUUUUUGUUAAACAAAAUAAAGAGAAGAUUGUGAAAAAGAAUUGACAAAAUUUACUUUGAAGGUUAAAGUUUGUAUUGAAGUGUUGGUUUUCCACACAAUCAAUGUUUAAAUAUUCCAUACAUAAUUGUUAACCCAAAUUGGUAAUAUUUUAAGUUAUCUAAAUAGAUGUGUUUUUCA
This is a messenger RNA of Impatiens glandulifera, 1617 nucleotides long. RefSeq names its product hydroxyproline O-arabinosyltransferase 1-like. The transcript has 8 exons. Lineage: Eukaryota; Viridiplantae; Streptophyta; Magnoliopsida; Ericales; Balsaminaceae. Bases 104 to 1195 code for a protein of 363 amino acids. Gene Ontology annotation, molecular function: glycosyltransferase activity. The record is from RefSeq and is a predicted model, not a curated record.